Molecule: messenger RNA, 1548 nt
Organism: Oikopleura dioica
Lineage: Eukaryota; Metazoa; Chordata; Appendicularia; Copelata; Oikopleuridae
Source: the annotation of a GenBank genome assembly
AUGGAACGUAACAACGGACCAGUCGCAAACUGCGAAGUCAGAAUCGGCGACUCGAACGCCUUCCCCUUCGCCAACUCCAACAGAGCCCACAACAUCGAAGUCUCCCAAGUCAAGAUUCUCGAAGCCAACCAGGCCAUCCAAUUCGACUGGAGCGGAAACAACAACUACACUAGAGCAUACAAUGACGAGAACCAACAACAGGAGUCCCAAACAGUCCCCAUCAGCGUUGCUGUUUCUGAACCAAACAGAGGAGAGCAAAAUCGACACCGACAAAGCCCGCCCAACGGCUCUGACAGUUCCGACAGUGGCUCCCGCGAAGGAAAUGGUGGUGUUAACCAACUCGGUGGAAUGUACGUAAACGGUCGACCACUUCCGGACCCCGUUCGGCAACAAAUCGUUGAUAUGGCCCAGCGGGGGGUCCGUCCAUGCGAUAUCGCAAGACAACUCAGAGUCAGCCACGGAUGCGUCUCCAAGAUUCUCGCCAGAUUUUACGAAACUGGCAGCAUCCGGCCGGGCGUAAUUGGCGGCUCCAAGCCCAAAGUAGCCACCCCUCACGUCGUCAACAAAAUCUGCGAGUACAAGCGAGCAAACCCGACAAUGUUCGCCUGGGAAAUUCGCGACAGGCUCCUUUCAGAAAACAUCUGCAGCCAGGAAAAUGUCCCAAGCGUGAGCUCGAUCAACAGAAUCGUGCGAAACAAGGCGGCUGAGAAGACAAAGAUGAUGAGUCAGAUGCAAACGAGUAUUCCUGCCUAUCCAAAUGGAAUCCAGAUCCCAACUCAUCCCGACAUCGCUUCUAUCCAUUUGAUCAGCCCGCACCAUCUCCAGCAUCCUCAGAUUUCAAUCCAACAGAACUUCCAUGUUCAGCCUGCUCCGAUCACGAGUGUUCCAAGCAGAACUCAUCACCAGCAAAAGCAAGUUCACCAAGAACAGCCCAACUACGUCCAAGUGUGCGAUUUGGCCGAGCUUGGCGACAUGGCUGAGCUUGCCAACUCGCCGAACUCCCUCAGUCCCACCUCCGUGGACCACUUCGCCCAAACCGCCCAGCAGCAACAAGCCAACAAUAUCGACGCUCAAAAGUGGAGCAAAACUCCAGACAACCUCAGUCCACCCGUCACUUUUGUCGCCAAGGCUGAAACCGAGAGCUCACGCGACCACAAUGAUGUCAACGCUACUCCUCUUCAACUUGAGAGUCAGCCUCAUCAUCAGCAAAACGGACAACAGAACGAGUCUCCUAUUCGCGAUCAGACUGAGCAAUUUAUCAUGACUCUCGAGACGAAACCAGAGUCUGAGAUCGCCGAUGACGGAGCUAUCACAGUCCAUAUACCUCCACCAAAUGGUGAAGCAUCCCCGCCACAGUACACUAUCGAUUUGUCUACUCCCAACAAUUACUUCGCGCAAACUAGUCUUGGCUCCGUCAUUCCUCAACUCAUGACAUGGAACACUGAGCAAGAAAACGACUAUGGCACCAGCUACUUUGACUACAGAUUCAACCAUGUCCAGCCUAAAUUGGAGCGUAUGACUUUACCAAGUGAAGCUGGCCAAAUUUAA